Trichomonas vaginalis G3 is the source of this 3618-nucleotide messenger RNA. Its product is annotated as armadillo (ARM) repeat-containing protein family. The coding region runs from base 1 to 3618 and encodes 1205 amino acids. NCBI's taxonomy places the organism in Eukaryota, Parabasalia, Trichomonadida, Trichomonadidae. The record is from RefSeq and is a predicted model, not a curated record. The transcript has a single exon.
AUGUUUAAUACAAUUUUUGGAGAAAAUGUCAAAGUCAACUAUUUCUAUUUAUCUUACUUAUUGAAAUGUCUUCUAUUAAGAGAUCAGUACAUAUCAAUCUAUAUUUCGGGCGUUCUUGAUCGCUUAUUGAAGCAAUUUACAAGAAGAGAAGAAUCUGAACCUUACGUUGAGAUAUUUAUUGAUAUAUUCCUCGCAAGUUUGCAAGUAAUCAACACAAAGGACAUUCCUGCCGCGUUUAGUUUGAUUUAUGAUAAGGUUUUCGACCCAUAUUACAUUGAUAACGAGCAGAUACGUUCUAAAGUCUUCAAAUUCUUGUCAGUCGCAGUUGCAACAAUUUCUCCAUCAGAUGCAUCACCAAAAAUCACACAAGUCGCAGCAACAAUCAAAAAAUAUAUUUCUCAAAAGGAAACAGCAUCACAAAUUACUACAGUUGCCGCCGCAUUAUUCUCUAGAGCAGAUGUUAAUGCUAUUGGCCUCAGAGAAGCUUUAUCUUCUCUUACAGAUCCAUUAUUAAAUUAUAUCAAGCAGAAUUACAAAGCAUUUGUCAGCCAAACAGAUUUUGAAGUACUCAGAGGCAUUCCUGAAGCUGUCAGAGCUCUUUCCAGUGUCAGAGAUCAUACAGGAGAGAAAUUAGUCGACAGAUGUCUUUCAAGUCUUCACGAAGAGAGUUCUUUAUAUGUUUUAUCGAAUCUUCAGCUCACUUCCGAAGAGAAGCAUAAGAUUUCCAACGAAUUUCCAGGUCUUUUGACACAAUCAACAAAUCAAAGCCAAAGAGACUUAAUUCUCCAACUCUUUGCAGAGAUUUGUUCAUCAGUAACCGAUGUAGGACCUGUUGCACCUCAAAUCAUCAGGAUUUCCUCAGCAUCUCGCAAUUAUCAACAAGAAUUUGAGAGAAAACUCCUCCAAAACAUCACAAGUGACCAUAUCUUGGGGGGAUUGUUCGAUGCCGCAUUCGAUCCGCACUUCAUUUCCUCGGCAAAGCUCUGUUUCGCCAUUUUGAAGAAUUCUUCCAGAGAAAAUUUGGUUUCAAAUUUACCAAAAGAUUCGGUUUUGGCAAAAACGUUUCUUUACUUGACUUCACUUUACUUUUCACCUCACUCCAAGUGUGACAUCAUGUACUCUGUUGGCACAACAUUCAACAUACAAGAACUGAUAAACGCAAGUGAAGUUUUGUACGACAAAAACUGUCAUUCUUGUAUUUACAGAUUUACAACAAAAUUUUUCAAAAAUUUGACAGUUUCUGAAACGUUUUUAGAUGACGUAUUUAGUUUCCAUAAGCAGCUGAUGAACGAACAACACCCCGAUGUUCCAAACAGGCCUCUCUUGAAUCAACAAGCUCAAAAUUCAUUUAAAUCGUCACUUUUUACGAUAUGUGCCGCUUUUUGUAACAAAGACAAACUGCACAGUUUAGUUAAGGGCAUUGAUAUAAAGAAUAUAGAGGAGAGUUCCCAAUUUGCAGAUGAUUUGUUCCUGAUUGAGAAUGUCAAUGGAAAUCCGACACUUUCCAAAGAUUUGUUCAAUAAAAAGAUCACGAAAAAGACAGAAGACAGUUUAGGAAGAAGAAUCUUUCUCUUGGAAUACGGAUCCAAACAGAAUCCACCUCAAAACACUGAAUAUCUGUUCGAAGAAGACAUUCCGCCACAAAUUUCAGCAGCUGUUCAAAGAAGAAUUCUAAAAUCUGUUUGCGAAAAUCCGGAAAAUCAUAUUAACCUUAUCUAUCGUCUUUUGACAUCGAAUCAAACCUGUGUUCAAAGGUGCAGUAUCAGGUCAUUAUUGUUGUUAGUUAAGAAAUACAAUGUCGAACUGAACAAAGACAUUUUGAAGAGAGCUGUUUCUGUUUUGUGCCAAAAUAUAAACCAUAUGAGUUUAAUCAAGGAAUUGAUGCAGUUUACAAAUACCGUUUAUAAUUUCGAAAAUCUUUUACAGUUCAUUUUCGAAGGAAACGAUUUCCCUUACGACAUAAAACCUGAUUUCAUCCAAAAUUGCCAAAAACCAAAUGAUUUGAGAACUCCUAUCGUUGCUGCCUCAAUUUCAAUGCUUUUACAAGACGAUAGAAGUGUGUCACUUUUUACACAAUGUUUACAAAAGAUAUUUAUGUGCAGCAGACAAUGGGACAACUUCAUUUUGUACUAUUUACCAUCAGCUUCCGAAGAUGACAGCCACAUUUUCAUGAAAACGUAUUUCGAGUGUUUGAACUAUAACUCGCCUUGGAAUACAAUAGCUCAAAAUUGUUUGAACGUGGUUUACAAAGACGAUAGACUUCUCACUUCACUUUUGUCGGCAUCUGAUGGAUUUUUGUAUGAAUCAGUUUACAAAGCGAAAUCAAUUGAAUACUUUACAAAUGUUGCAAAGAUUUUGUAUGAAAAAGACAAGAAUAUGUUUGUCGGUGCAUUGAUUGAUAAUAAAAAAGUGACAGCAUCAUCGACUGUCAUUUCCUUGUUGAAUUUCUUAGGAUCAUUGAGUUACUGCAUGGAAUGCGCUUUAAGAAAAAGUGUCAGUGAUGAUAAUUUCAUGCAUCAAACUGUUUUGAGGCUGAUUAGCUCUACAUCAAAGAUUCCACAAGAUUUGAGACUUCAAUCUCUUGUUUUCGCUAUUUUUGUCACUUCACAAAACUGUUUACAGUUUUACGACAACAUUUUACAGGCGUUGAAACGUUUGCAAGAAUACUAUCCUUCUUUGGAAGAAUCCUAUUAUAUUUUGGACGCUUUCAAACACGGAGGAAGUCAUUUAGACGCUGUAGAAGUUCUCUUCAAGAGUUGCGGUGAUGAUCUCUCAAUUUUCCAUAUCGUUCCAUUCACAAAAUUUUCAAAGGAAAGUGCGGUUUUGGGAUAUGGUCGAAUGAUGAUGAAUUCUUCACGCCCUUUACUUUUUGAAAUUUUAGCGUUGAAAGAUUCUGCCAAAUUACAAAUUCUCAAAGUAACACCGUAUUUGAAGCGUCUUGGCCCAGAAAGAUAUGGAGAACAGCCAUUGAUGGAGUUGUUGGAUUUGAUUAUUGGCGAAAUCAAGUCUGUCCACAAGAGUUAUGAAGAAAGGAAAGAAGCUUUCAUUUGUUUGGAGUCAAUUUUCGAUUGGCUUCCACAGAAUGUCCAACAAAACAAAUUGCCAUUGAUCAUUGAAUCAUUGAUUGACGUGUUGAAGACAGGAAAUGUAAUUAUUGAGUUGUUUAGAUUGAUUAUUUCGAUGUGUGACAACUUGAACAUUGUUUCAAGUGCUUGUUUCGCAAAUAAUUUGCAUUAUCUUGUUGUUUUGUCGCUUUGUUAUUGUAUAAGAGAUUUCAAAUUGCAGCAGAAAGAGAAAAUAAUUGCUUUCGAAAGAUUGUGUCAGUCUGCUGGAGUUCUAUCGUGCGGAAAAACUCCAAGAGAUGAUUUCAUCUCCAUUUUGCCAACAUUCUGCAGAGAUUGCAAACCAAACAUGAUAACGGAAGCAAUCUCUUUCUUGAAUGAUGAAAAAGUCGGAGUCAGAGUUGAAUGCAGUUUCAUUGUUUGCGCGGCAAUUCAGGUUGGAAAGGCUCCAACAACUGCACAUUACUCACUGUCUACGAUAUUAACUACUCAGGUAUCUGAUGAAUUAAAGUGCGGAGUACUUAGAGCACUUAAAGCAUUCCCUCCUCCAUUGUAA